CUAUAAAAAACACGUUAUUCCAAUCUUACAUUGAUGCUCAUUCAUUUAACAUAUUUGUAUGCAUCUGUUUUCAACUCUCAAAGACUGUGGUGGAGAAUCCAACAAUGCAGACCAUGGAUAUUGAUGAUGACACGUCUCCCAACAAGCCCAGUGUUACAUUUUCAGCUAAUUUUCCAUGGUGGAAGAGACCCUCUGGAAUUGGUGCAGUGUGUCUCGGGCUGCUGUGUGUUCUCCUAUUGACUGGGAUCAUAGGCCUGUUUGUCUACUAUGGUGUCAUUGAUCAUCACUACUCAACAGAGAGAGACCAACAGACCAGUUACAGCCUUCUGACUAAAGAAGGAGAUCAGCAACCAACCAGUUAUAAUAACUUGACUAAAGAGAGAGACCAGCUACAGAGCAGUUACAACAACCUGACUGAAGAGAGAGACGAGCUACAGACCAGUUACAACACCCUGACUAAAGAGAGAGACCAGCUACAGACCAGUUACAACACCCUGACUAAAGAGAGAGACCAGCUACAGACCAGUCACAACACCCUGACUAAAGAGAGAGACCAGCUACAGACCAGUUACAACACCCUGACUAAAAAGAGAGACCAGCUACAGAAUAGUCUCGCAACCAAAACUAAGGAGAAAGACCAGUUGCAGAAUACUCUCAACACAAUAACUCAGGAAAGAGAUCAACUGCAGAAUAGUCUUAAUACAAAAACAAAGGAGAGAAACCAGCUACAGAGUAGCCUAAAUACCAGGACCACAGAGAGAGACCAGCUACAGAAUAGCCUAAAUACCAGGACCACAGAGAGAGACCAGCUACAGAAUAGCCUAAAUACCAGGACCACAGAGAGAGACCAGCUACAGAAUAGCCUAAAUACCAGGACCACCGAGAGAGACCAGCUACAGAGUAGCCUAAAUACCAGGACCACAGAGAGAGACCAGCUACAGAGUAGCCUAAAUACCAGGACCACAGAGAGAGACCAGCUACAGAAUAGCCUAAAUACCAGGACCACAGAGAGAGACCAGAUACAGAAUAGUCUAAAUACCAGGACCACUGAGAGAGACCAGCUACAGAAUAGUCUUAAUACCAAAACUAAGGACAGAGACCAGUUGCGGAAUACUCUUACCACAAUAACUCAGGAGAGAGACCAGUUGCAGAAUAGUCUAAAUAACAGGACCAUGGAGAGAGACCAGUUACAGAAUCAUCUAAAUACAACAACCACUGAAAUGGACAAGUUGAAGAAGAGUGUGGAGAAUAGAACUAUGGAGCGUGACCAGCUACAGAAGCAGAGGGACAGGCUGAACUGUAAUAUCACAGGGUCCUGUCCUGAAGGAUGGAGAAGGUUUGGCUGCAGCUGUUACUACCUCUCUACUGAGGAGAAAUCCUGGGAGGAGAGUAGACAGGACUGUCUGGAGAGAGGAGCAGAUCUGGUGAUCAUUAACAGUGAAGAGGAACAGACAUUCAUCAAUGGGUUUGAAUCAGUCCUUUUUGCCUGGAUUGGUCUGACUGAUUCUGUUACUGAGGGGACCUGGAAAUGGGUGGACGGCACCCCACUGACCACAGCAAGGUAUUGGACGAUUGAACAUCCUCUUGGUGGUACAUUCCAGAACUGUGCAUUCAUCCAUCACAUGUCAUCAGGCCAUGGACAAUGGUGGAGUUUUAAUUGUUCCUCUUCAGAACAAUGGAUCUGUGAGAAAUAGGCUUCUCUUAGGUACUUUCUCUGCACUGCUGAUUAAUGAACUCUACUGUAUGUUAAUGAUGGUCUGAAGACUGGUGUGAUUUGAUAGAAUGGUACUCUGAACUACAGGUCGGAGAGAAACACAUGCACACAUUCAGACACACCAACAUACAGGACCUGAACAAGAGUCUCCCACGAGAGAAACGACACCUUUAUUAGACAGAGGAAAUUCCCUUUCGGGCCGAGAGCUGACACUGAUUUUGAAGUUGCAGGCAGGGCUACCUCAUCACAUGACUAUGAGUAACCAAUCAUGACCGACUCGUGUCUGCUACACAAUCAUUUAUUCAUAUGUCAAACAAUGAUGUGUAGAAUAUAGAUAUCAUUCAAUAGCCACUAUCAAUCAAUUACUGUUAAGUUCUACAUUUCUAAAUACAUUUAAAAUGACUGUAUAUGUUUAUUAGUUGUACAGUAUGUCUGCUUCUUGUGCUUUUAUCAUUCCGUACUUAAACAACGUGUACUUCCUGCUUAUUCAAUAAAUAAUUUAAUCUAGAUUAAAGACAUUUCUUUGCUAGUA
Messenger RNA from Oncorhynchus masou masou (cherry salmon), 2246 nucleotides. Its product is annotated as C-type lectin domain family 4 member F-like. The coding region runs from base 105 to 1694 and encodes 529 amino acids. The record is from RefSeq and is a predicted model, not a curated record. Gene Ontology annotation, molecular function: transmembrane signaling receptor activity. Gene Ontology annotation, cellular component: plasma membrane. Lineage: Eukaryota; Metazoa; Chordata; Actinopteri; Salmoniformes; Salmonidae. The transcript is spliced from 7 exons.